AUGCUCUUCUCUUUGGUUCUUUAUGGUUUUUUCUUCUCUCAAUUAAGCUCUCCCUCUCUUACUUGUUUUCUUUUGGAUUUGUAUGGAUUUGUAUCUAUCUAUCUAUGUUUCCUCUUAAAAGAUAGAUUUGUUUCUGUCACAAAGAAUAAGAAGAAGAAGAGCUUUGAAGAAGAAAGCAUCAAGUGAUGGCCGCCGCCUCAUCAUCGACACCGCCUUUCUUUGGUAUGACAAGGGAAGACAAUCAAAACCAAUUGAUUAUGCAACAACACUCCACCACCACACCUACCUCCUCCUCAACCGCUCCGUCCACCUCACCGCCUCCCAAGAAGCGAAGAAAUCAACCUGGAACUCCAAAUCCAGAUGCACAAGUGAUAGCACUAUCUCCCAAGACACUAAUGGCAAAAAACAGAUUCAUAUGUGAGGUAUGCAAUAAGGGAUUCCAAAGGGAGCAAAACCUACAACUCCACAGACGAGGACACAACCUCCCAUGGAAGCUUAAGCAGAAGACAACAAAGGAAGUGAAGAAGAAGGUCUAUUUGUGUCCUGAACCCACUUGUGUCCACCAUGAACCUUCAAGGGCUCUUGGUGACCUCACUGGGAUCAAGAAACACUACUCAAGAAAACAUGGUGAGAAGAAAUGGAAGUGUGAGAAAUGCUCAAAGAAGUAUGCUGUGCAGUCUGAUUGGAAAGCACAUUCUAAGACCUGUGGCACUAGAGAGUAUAGAUGUGACUGUGGUACUCUCUUCUCAAGGCGUGACAGCUUCAUCACUCACAGAGCCUUUUGUGAUGCAUUAGCUCAAGAGACAGCAAGACAUCCUACAAGUUUGACCUCAAUGGGUUCACAUCUCUAUGGGACCAACCACAUGAGCUUAGGCUCACAAGACCAAACCCACCCUUCCAAUAACAUGCUCCGGCUAGGCAGCACCAAGUUCGACCACCUAAUCCCUCCAUCGAACCCUUCUUCACUUCAAACAAUGCCUUCCUCAAACUUCUUCAUGCAAGAUUCAAAUCAACCAUCAUUCCCAAACAAGGGUUUACAUGGCCUAAUGCAACUUCCUGAUCUCCAAACCAACACCAACACGUCCCCGUCAUCCACGGCGAACAUCUUCAACCUUAGCUUCAACGAUGGUGACAACAUUGCAAAUGCUAGUAAUGCUACCAAUAAUCUAGUCGGAUCGGGAUUCUUGAACGCUAAUCAGUUCAACAUGGGAGAACAGGUUGGUUCAGGACUCGUGUCUCUUUACAACACUUCGAUACAACAACAACAACAACAACAUGAGCAUGUCACACAACAUAUGUCCGCCACCGCGUUGCUCCAGAAGGCGGCGCAGAUGGGAUCAACUACAAGUAAUAGUGGCGGUGGAGGACCGACAUUGAUGAGGGCAUUAGGUUGCACUUCUUCAUCAUCGAGCGGUGGUGCUAAUAAAUCCGUGGCGGAUAGGAUCAACUUUGGGAGCAAUUUUGGGAAUGCUAAUGUGGAGAACCAAAACAAUAAUAGUCUCCAAGGGUUGAUGAACUCUUUUGCUGCUGCACAUGGUGGAGGUUCAAUUUUUGGUGGGUUUAACACAACAUUGGAUCAGAACAGCAACAACUUUUGCAACAUUGAUGAAGCUGCUACAACUACUAACAAUAAUACUUCUAAGUUGCACCAUGAUCAUCAUCAACUUGGUGUAAGUAUUGGUGGUUCUGAUAAGCUGACAUUGGAUUUUCUUGGUGUUGGUGGGAUGGUGAGGAACAUGACUGGUGGCGGAGGCAUCAAUAUGGGAUCUUUGGAGAAUCCUGAAAUAAAGUCAACUCAUGCAAGUCAACCAUUUGGGAGUGCCAAAAUGCAGUGAAAGUGCAAGAUGUUUUAGGUAGGCAUGCGCAUAUAUGUCGACUCUCUCUAUAUAUCAGCUACUUGUUUUUGACUCCAUGUGAUAGGUUUGAAUUAAUAUUACUGAACGUGCCUAAAGGAUUUCUUUUAAACUUUUUUCCAUUGUUUUCA
Tripterygium wilfordii is the source of this 1984-nucleotide messenger RNA. RefSeq names its product protein indeterminate-domain 4, chloroplastic-like. Lineage: Eukaryota; Viridiplantae; Streptophyta; Magnoliopsida; Celastrales; Celastraceae. Gene Ontology annotation, molecular function: DNA-binding transcription factor activity. Gene Ontology annotation, cellular component: nucleus. The record is from RefSeq and is a predicted model, not a curated record. The transcript has 4 exons. Bases 186 to 1835 code for a protein of 549 amino acids.